Messenger RNA from Pocillopora verrucosa, 2100 nucleotides. Its product is annotated as E3 ubiquitin-protein ligase parkin-like. Gene Ontology annotation, molecular function: ubiquitin conjugating enzyme binding; zinc ion binding; ubiquitin protein ligase activity. Gene Ontology annotation, biological process: regulation of apoptotic process; protein polyubiquitination; negative regulation of protein phosphorylation. The record is from RefSeq and is a predicted model, not a curated record. Lineage: Eukaryota; Metazoa; Cnidaria; Anthozoa; Scleractinia; Pocilloporidae. Gene Ontology annotation, cellular component: ubiquitin ligase complex; cytoplasm; endoplasmic reticulum.
GCGAAGCAAAUUCGUAGUGUAUAAAGUGUUUUAAGUAACUGCGUAUUUUACUGUAUUCUGGAGAAUUUCAGCGAUAUUAGGUGAUCAAGGGAUUAGUGUAAAAACAAUAGAAUGGCAGCAGCAAGGAGAUCAGGGAGGCUCACUAUCUUCGUGCGCUUUAACUCCAACACAAACAUACCAGUCACCAUUGAUCCACAAUGGACAGUUUUAAGGCUGAAACAAGAGAUAGCUACCAAUCAAGGAGUUGAGGCUUCAGAAUUAAGAAUAAUUUUUGCUGGGCGAGAACUAAAAGAUGACCUUCAACUGAAGGAUGCUGAGAUACCUCACCAAAGUGUUAUUCAUGCUGUCCGAGGUGGCCGCUGGUCAGCCAGACCAAGUAGACCUGGCCAAGUAAUGCCACUGGCCAGACUUAGACUUUCAACUGUUGGUGAGGAUGAAGAGGAAGUAGCAAGUUCAACAGAUGGAGCAUCUUCCAGGCGGCAGGCCCAGUAUUUUGUUUACUGCAAGACUUGUAAACAGGUUACUGCUGGAAAGUUGAGGGUUUGUUGCUCACAAUGCAAAGAAGGGGCAAUUGUUCUUCAGCAGGAUCCAAGUAGUUGGGAAGAUGUCUUGAAAUCAGGAAGAAUUAGAGGAUCAUGUAAAAAAGCAGGCUGUGAUGGAAACAUAGUGGAGUUUUACUUUAAGUGUGCACAACAUCCUGCUUCUGAGGGAGACAGAUGUGUUGCACUACCUUUGAUUCGAGCAAACACCAGAGAAAUCCCUUGUUUGGCCUGUGCUGAUGACAGGGAUCCUGUUUUGGUUUUUCCUUGUCCCGAUGGACACGCUGUUUGUUUGGAGUGCUUUGCAAUCUACUCCACAACAAAACUGAAUGACAGGCAGUUUGUGCACAGCGACACAUACGGAUAUACUCUGCCCUGCCCGGGAAGUUCAGGUAGCUGUAACAGCGCACUAAUUUCGGAGGCUCAUCAUUUCCGGGUGCUCGAGCCUGAUCAGUACGACCGCUAUCAGAGGUUUGGAACCGAGGAGUAUGUAUUGAAAGAGGGUGGUGUGCUAUGUCCAGGGCGUGGCUGCGGAAUGGGCCUUUUGCCAGCACCAGGCAUGCGCUGUAUCAGGUGUGAUUAUUGCCAGUUUGAGUUCUGUAAAGAGUGCAAGGAGCCCUUUCAGCGAGGUCACUCGUGUAAUCAGACGCAGUCAAAUCCAACAACAAAUGCCAGGGCUAGUAAUUACCGAGUCAAUUUAGAAAACGCGAGACGAGCGCGCUGGGAGGCUGAGGCGAGACAAGUGAUUGAGCAGAUCAGCAAGAAGUGCCCCGGAUGUCAGACAAAUACUGAGAAAAAUGGUGGAUGUAAUCAUAUGACGUGUUCUCGCUGCCACUUUGAAUGGUGCUGGGUUUGUUUAAUUCGUUGGAAUCCCGAUUGUCAGGGCACUCACUGGUUUAGGGUGUGACCGCCAUGUCAUCCAAUCUCGUUAGGAUGAGAUGCUUGCAUUACAAAGAAUUUGCUAGUCUAGGAAAAUCUUUGGAGAUCUAGAGUAGAAGGAGAAAUGAAAAUUAGGUGUAUUUUUUGCCAGUUAUUUAACAGGUUAGAACUUCAAUCGAAAAGUAGCAGUAGAAUAAAUGGGUAAGUUUUUUAGAAACUACUGUAGAAACGGAAAGGGAAACGUGUGUCGUCUGUCAGUGAAACGAACUGUGUGAUGUUCGUUCACACUAGUUCAAAUCGCAUUAUAAUUAGUGCAGACUAAAGUUGAGGAAUGCAUUGGAAUAGAAAAAUUGUUUUAAGUAGUAAACUGCAUGUAAGGUUUUAGAGUAACUUAAGAUUUAGUUAAGAUUCGCGAAGUGAUUUGUAAGAGACCGUAAUAUGUUCCAAGUAGACACAUUUGCGUGGCAACCGUAUUAGAAGAAAGUUCCUUUAUUCGAUGCUUCAGUUAACAAAAUUUGAUACCGUUAACUUGCUUCAUCUCAGCAGUGCUCAUUGCUUAAUUUUAAGAUAUCUUUAAUCUUCCAAAACUUUCUACUGUAACGUGGAUAGCUGUAAGCAUACCAGGUAAAACUUGAUAUAUAAUGUCCUACUUCGUAACUGAUGAACUUGUAUCUAAUUUUUU